AAAAGAUUCUAAGUGAUUGAUGAACAGUGAAAUCGGCAAUUUCUUAUUUAGGCUACUAAUAUUGUACAAUCACAAAGUGCUCCUGGAUAAGCUAUUUUUGUUUCAUUUAAACUACCAAUCUAAAAUUAGAAUUUCAAUCAUAACAAUCAUGAUUGAGUUCCUGACAUACCAAUUCAACCAAUGAUAUGUGGCUGUGCCUAGUAACAUUGCCGUUCUACGCAUGCGUGUAAAGAUAGGCCACCACAUCAAGGCAAGCUAAAAUGAAAAAAUUGUGACAAAGCCAGAGAAUAUAAAAUGUGCCAAUAUCUAAGAUUAAACUGUAUUAAUGAAUAAUUUCUGGAUCAGACAUUUACAUGGCUGACCUAUUAAGUGUAGAUUGUGGUGGAAAUUCAAUCACUCAAAAUAUGAAAGAAAUUAACCACUUAAAUGUGGAAUCAACAAAAAAUAAAUGUGAUUUUUUCAUUAGUAAUUCUGAAGGUUGUAGUGAAGCCUCAGUUGUUUCAACUGAUACAGAGUCAGUUGUAAAUGGAAAAACCAGCCCAUCUCUUUCUCCUGAAAGCAACAACCACAUUAAACUUACAGAGGAAAGAAAUAACUCAUCUACUGUUGUAGGUCCUAUAUCUCCUGUAAUCUGUAAGGAUUCUCCCCCAAAUAUAGCUAAGGAAUCAAAGGAAGAUGAGUCAUUAGAAAAAGUGUCUAAACAUGGUAGCUCUAGUGAGCUACUAGUAAAUAGCAAUCCUAUAGAUGAAAAUAGUGGGGUUGGGGAGGAAAGUGGGGUUGAAAUCUUACUUCCAAUAGAAAAUGAUCUUGAUGACUCUCUAAACUCUACAUCAAACUUAAAUGGAGCAGAGAGUUCACCUAUACAAAUAGUUCCAAACAGUGAUCAUGCAACAAAUAAAACAGUUCAUGAAAGUCCUGUAGAUAAUAAAACCAUUCUAGACAAGGAUACUGUGCUAGAUGAUAAGACAGUUACAGACAGUGAACAAUGUUCUAGCCUUGAGGAAAAAAACUCUUUUUCCAUGACCAUGACUGAGUUGGAUUCACCUAAACCUGUUACAAAUACAGAAAAUAUACAAGCUGUCUCUGGCUCAGCUGCUGAGCUAGCUCAAGGUAAUGACGAGCUACCUAAUGUGACAAACCAGGAAAUAAGCAUACAAGUUGCUAAUGGCUUAGGUGAUAAGCAGGCUCAAAUACCAGUACCUGAUUCAAGUUUUGUUAAAUCUACUGAUUAUAAUGACGUUACUUCAUCAGAGAGUGAAGAAAUUUUAAUUAUAAAUGAAGAUGUAGAUUGUAAUAAAAGUGAUGAAGCUGAAGAUAGUGAACGAGACAAACUUGAUGCUCGAGAAACUGACAUAGAUAAUAAAAAUAGCCAGGAGUCAAUGGAUAUACAAAUACACAGUGAGUCGGAUAUGACAGCGGAAAGCCCUGAAUUAGACAUUGUAAUUGUUGGUUGUGUUUCUAAAGACGAUUCUAAAGCUGAUGACUUAUCAGCUAAUUCUCAAAACAGUUUUACUGAAAUCACACCUAAUAAUCCCUGCUCUGAUGAUCCAGAGUUAAUUAUAACUGAAGAAAACCUAGCUGUCAAAGAAGGGAAUCAAAAUAUUAGCCUGGAUACAUUUAGCUUCAAAAAUAUUUUACAGCAAUCCUUUACAAAUAAGCCAACCGAAGCAACGGAAGGAUCAAGUCAUGAGGAAAUGGAAACAGAAAACAAUGAUCUCUGUGAAAAGAGUUCAACAAAUGCUGAAGGUAUUGUUGAUAUUCAACUAGACAAUAAAGAAUCAACUCAAAGUGAGUUAAAACCAGAAAGUAUCAGAAAACGUGCUUUAUCUGAGGAUGGCUCUUCUAGUUUCACAAAGAAAGCUAAAUCAGAAGAUCAGCUUUCAAGUGAAAACAAAAAUAUUACAGCUGAAGCCAAGGAAACAAAAUACCUAGAAUCUCCAAUUCAACUGUCAUGUGAGGCACUACAAACCUUUAUUACUGCUCGUGUAAAAGCAUUCAUAAGAAAUCAAAAACAAGUACACAUAGAAAAACUAAACAAGAGAACAAGAAAUAUGCAGACUGCCAGUAACUUGUGGAAAGAAACUGCUAAACAUCUUGAGAGAUCAGUGAUGGAACUUUCUCUUCUAAAUCAAAAACUUGAGAAAAGAAAAGCUCAUUCGCAUACUGUAAAGCAACUUGCUUCGAGGACCAUUGGGAUACAAGUCAAUGAAGAUAAAGUUAAAACUGUUACAUCUACUGUUAAUGGAUCUCCAAAUAAACAAUUAGAUACCGUGCAAUCAAGUGUUUCUGUAUGUUUACCUCCGUCUGUGUUACUGAAUCCCCCACAGCAAAUUCAUUCCUCUAUUAGACAACCUCAAACUCAGGGAAACACGAAUACUCUUCGUAUGCCAAAUCGAAACUCAGCUCCACCCCACCCGCAAGGCAUACAAACUUCACCACGGUUUGGAAGACCAAACCAACAAUUCUCACCCCGUGCUCCAGCAAACAUAUCUCCCAGACAACAAUCUUCCUCACUAAAUAAGUCUGUUCAACAGGCAAUCAGAGGUUCUCUUACAUCGCCAGCCACCAACAAUGUGGUUAACUUGAUUGAUUUAACUGAUGACGAUGAUGUUUCAAGAAAAGCACUUCGAGCUCCUGCACAAUCAAAUACACAAACCACAAACAUUGGUGCUGGUAACAAGACUUAUCCAGCAACAAAUGGGUUGAUUCACAAUGUUCCCAUGUCAACUGGCACACCUGUUAUGUUGAACACUAACAACCAGCUGUUGGCCCAACCUUUAAACAAUCCACAGUUUAUUACAUCUAACAAUGGACUUCCAGGAGCACCGUUCCAGCUGCUUCCAAUUAACACUAAUACAACAGUAAACCGUCCUCCUGUACUUGCUUUAUUGCCUGGGGCCAGAUCUAGUGGACCAAUCAAUUCUUCCAUUCCAAAUGCACAGCUCACAUCGCCUAGGGGUAUGUUGUACAAUAAUUCAUCAGCUGCUGCACCUACAAAAACUCAUAGUUUGCCACCAUCUUGCCAUAUAAGUAGUAAACACCCUGCACCUUUACCCACAAAUCAAGAUGCUGGUAAUGCACCACCAAAUGCCAAAAACCGUCCUCCAAAACCUGGUCUUAAGAUCUCACGUGUGUCACAAGGAAUAGUCUUAUCAUGGAACAUGCCCUCUUUGGUGGAAGUUGAGAAAAUUUCCUCCUACCAACUUUUUGCAUACCAGGAAACUGAGUCAUCAGUUCCCAAGUCUAAUCUAUGGAAAAAGGUUGGGGAUGUGAAAGCUCUCCCACUUCCCAUGGCUUGUACUUUGACACAGUUUCAGGAGGGUAACAAAUACCAUUUUGCAGUUCGUGCUGUGGACCAGUACGGCAGAUGUGGCUCUUACAGUGACCCAAGUUCUAUUUUUCUUGGACCUAAAACAUAAGACUACGAACAGAAAUUUUCCCUGUGUAAUAAGCAUUUUCUAUUUUUUUUUUCUCUUCUAUUUUUGACAACUGGUUUGUAUAAGCUACUUUUAAAAAGUAGCUGAUUUCUGGCAUUAUUUUUUUUCAUCUUGAAUAAUGUGUUUACUAAAUCUUCAGUAAUUGUAAAUUGGGUUGUUGGCUGAGCAGGAUUUUAUUGUAUAUAUUAGUAAUUUCAUUUGUUUACCUCAAGGGUUGAAAUAAUACGAUUUGAAAUAAUGAGAAUGUUUUAUUAUUACUUUCCCAAUGGCACAUGAGUUUGAGAGUUUUGUGGAGAAAACCAAUAUUUAUUAGUGACAAUGUUUUAUGGUGAUUGCAUUGGUUGGUUUCUUUUAUGAAACUGUUUUUAUAAUGAGCAUCAAUAUUAAAGACCAUAUCUUAUACUUAAACAAGUGUGUUUAACAGCAACGGUAAAAACAUUUUGUUUUCGGUGUAGAUUUCCUUUAAACUUCUUGCAUCUUUGUUUUGUUGUCAAUAACUACUGUAGGCCUACUGUAAGUUAUUAAAUAAUUUCUACAUGGUGGAUUAGUCAUGUGGAUUAUUUGGUAAUCCUAGAGCUUUAACUUAAAGAGGUUUUAAGACUGUGUGUGACUUAGUUGUGUUUGGCUCUGUCUAGUAAUUGUUCUUUUAUGACUGGAUACUGACAAUGACAUUGUGUUUGGGCUUAAUCAGGCUAUUGUUUUGAAUAGUUGUAUUAAAAGUCUGAUGCUACAUC
Molecule: messenger RNA, 4171 nt
Organism: Physella acuta
Lineage: Eukaryota; Metazoa; Mollusca; Gastropoda; Physidae
Product: activating transcription factor 7-interacting protein 1
Biological process (GO): regulation of DNA-templated transcription
Cellular component (GO): transcription regulator complex; nucleus
Molecular function (GO): protein binding; transcription coregulator activity
Source: RefSeq, a predicted model, not a curated record